Marmota flaviventris (yellow-bellied marmot) is the source of this 2629-nucleotide messenger RNA. RefSeq names its product tetratricopeptide repeat domain 16 (gene Ttc16). The record is from RefSeq and is a predicted model, not a curated record. Lineage: Eukaryota; Metazoa; Chordata; Mammalia; Rodentia; Sciuridae. Gene Ontology annotation, molecular function: protein binding.
AUGGAAGACGCUGGCGAGGUGCGGGCUGGGGGAGAAGCUAAAGCCAAGGCAGAGGACAGGGAUGCUCUGGCAAUUGACCAGGUCCCCUCAGAGGACAUCCCAAAGCCACGGGUUAUUCCAGGUUCAAAGGGAACCCUGAAGCGCAUCUUUGGGACCAGCCAAGUGUUCCUGGAUUUGGAUGAUAUAAAACCAAAGGUCAUAAAGUUAACGGUGCCUCUCAAAGUCAGAGAGUACUACCAGCGAGCCCAUCAGUGCCUGGAGCAAGAGGACUGGGAGAUGGCUGUGCUAUACUUCUCCCGUGCCCUUCACCUGGAUCCCCAUGUGGUGGACUUCUAUGCCUGGAGGGCUGAGGCCUUCAUCCAGCUGUGUGACUUCUCCUCGGCAGCCCAGAACCUUCGAAGGGCAUAUUCCUUCCAGCCAGAGAACCCCAAGUACCUGGAGCGGCUUGCUUUUGUGCUCUACAUUCAGGGCCAGUGCUUAUAUGAGCAAUGCGAUUACCUGGACGCCCUGAACAUCUUCUCUCAAGGCUCUACGCUCCAGCCCGACAAACCCUGCUUCCGCUACGGAUGCAUAGCCUGCCUCAUGGCCCUCAAACGGCAUCAAGACUGCCUCUCACUCAUCACCAAGGAGGUGAAGCAGGGCACCACCAAUGCCGACAUCUACAUCCUCCGGGCCAGGCUUUACAACUUCUUCCAGAAGCCCAGGCUCUGCUAUCGGGACCUUCGCAGCGCCUUGCUGCUGGAUCCCAAGAACCUGCAGGCCAAGCUGCUGCUUCAGAUGAUGGUGGACCAGGCCCAGCAGGCCCGCCAGGACGCCGGCAUCCUGGCAGUGCAGGGCCUGCUGCGGCAGGCGCUGCAGCGCAUCGACUCUGCCAUCGAGAACAACCCUCUGGACCCUAGCCUCUUCCUCUUCCGAGGCACCAUAUACCGCAGGCUCCAGGAGUUUGACAGGGCCGUGGAGGACUUGCUGAAGGCACUGGACAUGCUGUCUGACGACCAGGAUAAAAUGGUGCAGCAGGCACAGCGCCAGCUGCUGCUGACCUACAACGACUUCGCGGUGCACUGCUACAAGCAGGGCGCCUACCAGGAGGGCGUGCUGCUGCUCAACAAGGCGCUCCGCGAGGAGCAGCAGGAGAAGGGCCUCUACAUCAAUCGCGGCGAUUGCUUCUUCCAGCUGGGCAACCUGGCCUUCGCAGAGGCAGACUACAAGCAGGCGCUGGCCCUGAGCCCGCAGGACGAGGGCGCCAACAUGCGCAUGGGCAUGCUGCAGGAGAAGAUGGGCUUCUGCGAAGAGAAGAGAAGGCAGUUCCAGAAGGCAGAGAACCACUUCUCAGCGGCCAUUCAGCACAACCCCUGUAAGGCCCAGUACUACGUGUACAGGGCCAAGAGUCGACAGCUCCUGCAGGACAUCUUUGGGGCCCGUCAGGAUGUUGCCACUGCCCUGCUCCUGAAUCCCAAGCAACCAAAGCUUCUCCCACUGAUUACCAGCCUCUUCCCGGGCAUGUCAGUGGAGGAAGUGCUUCAAAGCCAGGUGGCCCAACUGGCCAGGCUGCAGCUGAUGCAGAUGGGGAAGAGUGGCCCUCGGGCCAGCAACCUGGAGGACGUUGUGGGGAUGCUGAGGGAGCGGGAACUGGAGCGCGAGAAGGCCAAGGCCCUGCUGCUCUCGUGGAAGUGGGACCAGCCUUUGUUUGAGAGCUCCAAAGAGCCGGAGCCCACCCCCCAGGCACUGCAGGUAGAGCCAGCAGAGGCCCCAUCUGCCAAGGAGGAGGAGGAAGCAAAGGAGAAGAAAGAGGACACCCAGGAGCUUGCCUCUCACAAGGUGACAUCCCUGUCAGAAGGCUACCUCGACCAGACCUCCUCAGGUUCCAUCUUCCGCUACAGGGUCAAGUCCACCUCAGACUCCACCAUGUCCACCAUCUGCCGGGGAUACAGGAGCAGCCCCACCACCACUGCCACACCCUCUGUCUCCUCACCACAGAAGACCCCAUCCUCAGACACUGAGGUCAACGAGGACCACCUGAGCCCUGACCUCAGGAAGACCCAAGCUUCCCCAGAGAGAAGGCAGAGGCCCAGCAAGGCUGAGGCCACCCAGGACCAGAUCCAGAGCUCCAGCAAGACCCCAGCUGCCCAAAGUCAAAGGUGCUUCUCCAGAAAGACAGCAGCUAUCCCAGAACAGAGCCAGAAGGCUGGCAGGACAGAGGCCACCCAGGGCCCAAAGCAGAGGCCCAAGACCAAGGGUACCCGGAGCCCAAGGCAGAGACUCAGAAGGACCAAGGCUGCCCGAGACCAGAGCUGGAGACCAGGCAGGGAUGAUGUCCCCCAGGACCAGAGCUGGGGACUGAUCCAAAAUUCCAGCAAGAUUCAGGUUUCCCAGGAUGUCAGCAAAACCAUGGUCACCCAGGACCAGAGCGGGACACCUAGUAAGACAGAGGCUGCCCUGAGCGCAACUCAGAGCACGGGCUCCAGCUCCAGCAAGACUUACAGUACCAUGGCAUCGAGCCCAAGGCCCAGCAAGGCCAGUUCUACCCCCAGCCCCAGCCAGGGCCCCAGCCAGGGCCCCAGUGAGACGGAAGCUGCUGAGGUCACGGUCAUUGUGCUGCUCCCUGAGGAAGCUCAGUGAAACCCUUGCU